UCCUCUGGACUCUAGAGAACCAUGUGAGUGAUGUAUUUCAGCCAAGAACUAUCCCUGAGUGAGUGCCUGAAGGGCUGACGCUUUUCCAACUCUUGUGGACCAAGGAGCCUUUGUCUUAACUUGGACAUAGAGAUGGGAUCCACUCAGGGCCAACCAUUCCAGGGAGAGCCUUUGCUUGUGGCCAGAGUGGGCCUCUUUGGGCUGGGGAGAGGGUGGGAUUGCACAAAAGUUCUGUGCUGUAUGUUGAUGCCUACUUCCUGUGAAUACCUGUGCUUUCCACUUAGACCAAAAAGAUUUCACUCUGUCUUCCCCGGCUGGAGUCAUGUAUGUUUCUUCUGGGGGAGUAAUACUGCUAACUAUAUCAUUAGAAUCCCUACGGAGACUUCCUUCAGCUCAGAUGGGCUUUGCUGAACUCACCUGGGUUGCUUUCUCAGGGAGGACCUUAAAUUAUCUGAUGUGGGAAUAAUAAAGAGGGUUUGUUAUUUCCUGGUCUUUGAAGCAUCUGUGCCUCCAAAAAUCAUUAUCCUACAGUCCCAGGCAUGAGGAAUCCUGGGAGAUAAGAGCUAAAUUACUGGCCCUAGUGUCUACCUAAUUUCAAGGGUUAUUAGGUCAUAUUUGAAUAAAGGCAAGGCUAGAGUAGUAGUGUCUUGAUGGGUUGGGACUUAAUGUGUUCAUCUUUCCAAGACCAUUCAUAAUAGAAGGCUGAGAAAGUGGGUCCCUUCUUCUGGUCUGUGAACUGUGGCUGCCGGCACACUAUCACUUUUCAUAACCUUGGGACCGUCAUCCCUUUGCCUUGGGAUGUCAUUUUAUUAGAUUGCCCCGACGUGCAGCAAGAAGAGGUCUGGUUCGCUUUGCACUAGCUCUAGUUUGACACAAUACUCAGUUUAGCAGGGAUAGGGAUCAGCCUGCGGCAUCACUGUUUUCCGCCCCAGUCCAUCGCAGGCCACUACUAGCAGAAAUGGGGAUCCAUUCCUAGGAAAUCCCAAAGAGCGGCCUCGCUAAGUCCCAGGAUUCUGCACAGUUGGCGGGCCUCUUAUCCCUGCUGAUCCAGCGCUCCUCCCCGCCCUGAAGUUUGUCCAAUCAGAGCGAAGUAAUCAGCUAGGUUGGUUGUCAUGACUUCCGGUCCAGCACCGGAAGUUGUGCAGUGGAGCGAAAUUUGAAGGAAGUGGAGCCGCGGCGGUGCGGCCACCAAGCUGAAUCUGUUGCAGUUUCACGGGCUGUCCUGGUCACUUGAGUCUAACCAUUAUGCCUAUCCGCGCUCUGUGCACUAUCUGCUCCGACUUCUUCGAUCACUCCCGCGACGUGGCUGCCAUCCACUGUGGCCACACUUUCCACAUGCAAUGCCUAAUCCAGUGGUUUAAGACAGCACCAAGUCGGACCUGCCCACAGUGUAGAAUCCAGGUUGGCAAAAAGGCUAUUAUCAAUAAACUUUUCUUUGACCUUGCCCAGGAAGAGGAGAGUCUCUUGGAUGCAGAAUUCUUAAAGAAUGAACUGGACAGUAUUAGAGCCCAGCUUUCCCACAAAGAGAGGGAGAAACGGGACAGCCAGGCCAUUAUCAACACUCUACGGGACACAUUGGAAGAACGCAAUGCCACUGUGGAGUCCCUGCAGAAUGCCUUAGACAAGACAGAGAUGCUGUGUUCCACUCUUAAAAAACAGAUGAAAUUCCUUGAGCAGCAACAGGAUGAGACCAAGCAAGCUCGGGAGGAGGCCCGCCGACUCAAGAGCAAGAUGAAAACCAUGGAGCAGAUUGAGCUCCUACUCCAGAGCCAGCGGUCUGAGGUGGAGGAGAUGAUCCGAGACAUGGGUGUGGGACAGUCAGCGGUGGAGCAGCUGGCUGUGUACUGCGUAUCCCUCAAGAAAGAGUAUGAGAAUCUGAAAGAAGCACGGAGGGCCUCAGGAGAGCUGGCUGACAAGUUGAAGAAGGACCUGGCCUCCUCUAGGAGCAAGCUGAAGACUGUCUACACUGAGCUGGAUCAGGCCAAGUUAGAACUGAAGUCAACCCAGAAGGAUUUACAGAAUGCUGACAAGGAGAUCGCGAGCCUAAGAAAGAAGCUAACGAUGCUACAGGGAACCUUGAACCUGCCUCCGGUGGCCAGUGAGACUGUCAGCCGCCUGGUUUUGGAGAGCCCAGCCCCUAUGGAGAUGCUGAACCCGAAGCUCCACCGGCCAUCCUUCGGUGAUGAGAUUGACUUCAAUGCUACCUUCGAUGUAGAUACCCCUCCAAGCCAGACCUCCAGCUCCCAGCACCACUCCAAGAAACCCUGCCUGGAGAGGGCAGGCUCCCCGGUGCAGGAUGUCCUCAAGAAGAUACCUAAAGUCUCCAGGCAGGAGCCCCAGCUCUCACUGGGUGGCCAGCGCUGUAUAGGAGAGCCAGACGAGGAACUGGCUGGUGCCUUCCCUCUCUUCAUCCGGAAUGCUGUCCUGGGUCAGAAACAGCCCAACAGGACCACAGCAGCUUCCCCUUGCAGCACAGAUGUGGUAAGAAUAGGCUUCGAUGGACUUGGAGGACGGACAAAAUUCAUCCAACCUACAGACACAGCCAUCAUCCGACCAAUGCCAGUUAAGCCCAAGGCCAGGAGUAAACAGAAAGUGAGAAUAAAGACUGGGAAUUCUUCCUCCCAGCCCAAGCUGGAUACCUUCCUGUCGCAGUGAGCAGUGACCAGAGUCAUGUCUCCAAUUAGUGGGCCAAGACCUUUGCCAACCCAGGAGUAUUCGGGGAGAUGGCUCUUCUUCCUGGACAGUGCAAGAGAGAGCGCAAAAUCUGCAUUUCCUGUGUUCGCUUUGCCCUGCACUGCACUGGAUUUUACCUCUGGGAGUUACAGUUCCAGUCAGCAGAGGCUGCUGCUUUUUGCAGGUUUUUGUGUAUGGCUACAACCAGAUAUGGCUGGACUCCUGUUUUUAUAGACCAGGGUCAUAUUUGGUUUUGUAUGGAUGAAAGUGCUGGAGGAUUCCUGAGCAGGCUAGCCUGAACUUCUGUCUGCCUCCAGCUCGCUGUGUGAAUUAGGGGAUGUUAGGGAAAUAAUGGGGGAAGGUUUCCAUGGGAAAUAAAAAGGCAUCUUUUCUUCCUGGCUCUGGGUGUAUAAUCUGUACCAAGACUUCAGAAAAUCAGUGUGAGUUUCUAAAGCGGGAGUGCCACUGAGACUCAGACCUGGUAGUUUUCUUCCCAGGCGCAGGAAGACUAGCAAGGAUGGCGUCCCUGUAGUCUAGAGUGGGUGAACCAAGUGAGUUCACAUCCAUUCAGGGAACUCAGCAAGCACAUCAGACAACCAGCGACCGAGCUGCUAGUUAGCUUUUAGGUCUUAGUUUCAGGACACUUUCUCCUGGAGAAUUUCCUUUACUGGCCACUCACCUGGGUAAGACUUCCUAAACUUUCUCAUUCUAAACAUUAGGUGUUUCCCUAGCCCGUUGCCCGCUUCCUGUGAAGGUAUCCAGCCAUUUGAAGCUCUAUGGGGAUGGAGAUGUUAGACAGCCUUGGUUGUAUGAUGCCUAGCUGUGAUUGUCAACACAGUCUAGAGUCACUUGGUAAGGGCCUCUCUGUGAGGUCCUGUUAACUGAGGUGAGGAAGUCAGCCUAGGGUGGUACCAUCACCUAAGCGGAGGAUCCUGGACUGUUGAGAGCAGAGAACGUGAGCUGAGCACAGAAUGAACACACCGUUGGGGGAGGCUGCUCAUUUGUUCCUGGCCGCCCAGACUCGAAAUAACCACACAGAAACUAUUAAUUAAAUCACUGUUUGGCCUAUUAGCUUAUGCAUAUUUCUGGCUAGCUCUUACA
Microtus oregoni (creeping vole) is the source of this 3774-nucleotide messenger RNA. It is a transcript of the gene Traip, whose product is annotated as TRAF interacting protein. Lineage: Eukaryota; Metazoa; Chordata; Mammalia; Rodentia; Cricetidae. The transcript has 15 exons. Bases 1246 to 2655 code for a protein of 469 amino acids. The record is from RefSeq and is a predicted model, not a curated record.